AUGACGUUUCAAGCCGGGAAAACACUUUUGGACAGAAUUGCAAUGAUUUACAUUUUAUUUUUGUUCGUUGGCUUUUUAAACGCCUUAAAAACGCAACGCUUUACCAGACAGGGAGGUUCGUUCCCUUCUUCUAAGAUCUCCGUCAGCUAUGAAACUUUUUACUUUGAUCAAAAGAUUGAUCAUUUUGGCUUCCUAGAGGAUGGCACGUACAAACAGCGCUACCUUGUGGCUGACAAAUAUUGGCGCUCGCCUGGCGGGCCCAUUUUGUUUUACACAGGCAAUGAAGGAGACAUCACCUGGUUCUGUAACAAUACUGGCUUCAUGUGGGAUGUAGCUGGUGAGCUUGGCGCCAUGUUGGUUUUUGCAGAACAUCGUUAUUACGGAGAAUCGAUGCCAUUCGGAGCGGACUCUUUUAGCGACAGCAAACAUCUCAACUACUUGACAGCAGAGCAGGCCCUAGCGGAUUUCGCCGUUCUGAUCCAGAACUUGAAACUGCGCCGAACUGGAGCCCAGCAAAGCCCGGUUAUCGCUAUGGGAGGGUCAUACGGUGGGAUGCUAGCCGCAUGGUUUAGGAUGAAGUACCCCAACGUGGUUGUCGGCGCUUUGGCAGCGUCUGCGCCAAUCUGGCAGUUUUCCGGGAUGGUACCGUGUGGCGACUUCCAUAAAGUGGUCACACGGGACUUUGCUAUAAGUGGACGCAACUGCGAUGCAAAUAUUCGAGCAUCAUGGAAGGCCAUCAGUAACCUCUCUGCUACUGCAUCAGGUCUGGAGUGGCUGUCAGAGGAGUUCGGGUUGUGCACGGCGCUGAAAAGUGACAAGGACGUCGUUGCCUUCAAGGGUUGGCUCCAGGAGACAUGGGUCAACUUGGCUAUGGUGGACUACCCGUACCAGGCUGAUUUCCUGCAACCACUUCCCCGCUGGCCAAUCCAGGCGGUGUGCAAGUAUCUGACGAUGGAUUCAUCUGCUUCUGACCGGCAGAUCCUUCACGGGGUGUCGCAAGCAGUAAAUCUCUAUUAUAACUACACCGGGAGCUCCUCCUGCCUCAACACCUCCGAGACGGCUACCGGCAAUCUCGGCAUAAUCGGCUGGGACUACCAGGCCUGCACUGAAAUGGUGAUGCCUAUGUGCACCGACGGUGUACGGGACAUGUUUGAACCUGCUGAGUGGAAUUUCCAAGCCUUCUCGGACGAGUGCCACUCCAUGUUUGGCAUCAGGCCGCGAGCCGACUGGGCCGGCGUGGUUUUCGGCGGAAAGGACAUCGCUUCGCACAGCAAUAUCAUCUUUAGUAACGGCGGCCUGGACCCAUGGUCUUCCGGAGGAGUCACGCACAACUUGUCCGACUCGCUGGUGUCAAUCAUGAUUCCGGAUGGCGCUCACCACCUGGACCUGCGCGCCGCCAACGAUCAGGACACACCUUCCGUACGUGCGGCCCGUGCUCUAGAGCUAAGCUAUUUUAAAAAGUGGAUCAAACAAGCUGAGAAAACGAUCCAUAAUCUUUCCUGA
This is a messenger RNA of Nerophis lumbriciformis (worm pipefish), 1503 nucleotides long. The record is from RefSeq and is a predicted model, not a curated record. NCBI's taxonomy places the organism in Eukaryota, Metazoa, Chordata, Actinopteri, Syngnathiformes, Syngnathidae.